CGGACACUGAACAAAGGCGGUGAGGAGAUGGAACCUUCCUGACCCCGCGGCAGGAGAAUGGCGGCCUUUGUCCGCCUGCUGGAGCGUCUCGGCUGGUUCGCUCAAGCUCAAGAGGCACCAGAGCAGGAGGCAGAGAUGGACCAUAAGGUCCCUGGCGAGCCUGGGGGUCUCCUGGAUGCGCCCCGAUGCUCGCAGAGGCUACACGGGGGUGCGGCGGCUGCACCCGGCCUGCGCUUCGGGGCCAGUGCGGUGCAGGGCUGGCGCGCGCGCAUGGAGGACGCGCACUGCGCUUGGCUGGCUUUGCCCGGGCUGCCGUCGGGUUGGGCUUUUUUCGCAGUCCUGGAUGGCCACGGUGGAGCGCGGGCUGCGCGCUUCGGAGCGCGCCACCUCCCAGGUCACGUGCUGGGGGAGCUGGGUCCCGCGCCCCGGGAGCCGGAGGACGUGCGCCAGGCUCUGCGUAGCGCCUUCCUCCGUGCGGAUGCGCAUCUGCGCGCGCUCUGGCCCCUCAGCGACCCCGGCGGAUCGACGGCAGUGGUGUUGCUCGUGUCCCCGCGCUUUCUCUACCUGGCGCAUUGCGGAGACUCGCGCGCUCUGCUGAGCCGAUCGGGCUCCAUGGCUUUUUGUACCGAGGACCACCGUCCUCACCGGCCUCGGGAACGCGAGCGUAUCCAUGACGCUGGUGGCACCGUUCGUCGCCGGCGCGUUGAGGGCUCCCUGGCCGUGUCCCGAGCCCUAGGCGACUUCGCCUACAAACAGGCACCGGGGAGGCCUCCUGAGCUGCAACUUGUGUCCGCUGAGCCCGAGGUGACUGCGCUGGCACGCCAGCCCGAGGACGAGUUCGUGCUCCUGGCCUCCGAUGGCGUGUGGGACGCCCUGUCUGGUGCGGACCUGGUGGGGCUGGUGGCGUCGCGCCUCCGUCUGGGCUUGGCCCCUGAGCAACUCUGUGCGCAGCUGUUGGACACGUGUCUGUGCAAGGGAAGUUUGGAUAACAUGACUUGCAUGGUGGUCUGCUUCCCGGGGGCCCCCAGGCCUUGUGAGGAGGCAAUCAGAAGGGAGAUGGCUUUGGACGCUGCUCUGAGCCACAAAGUUGCCGAGCUGUAUUCCUCCGCUCAGGAACCCCCAUGCCUAAACACAGUUUUCAGGACCCUGGCGUCAGAGGACAUCCCAGGCUUGCCUCCUGGAGGAGGACUCCAUAGCAAGGCCACUGUCAUUGCCGAAGCUUACUCCAAACUCCGUCAGACCUCAGAGGAAUGUCAAGAGAAGAGGUGAGAUGGUGUGGAAACCACCAGCACCUAUUCAACCCUUGACUUGAACUCAGGCCUGACAGCAGUCAUCCUCUGGGGACCAUCUGCAUAGCUCAGGGGAAAUCUGUGCUUCCCUGCAUGAGAAGCAGAGGAAGGACGGCCAGCCAUGGAGGAACCUAGAAUCUUCAUUUCCCCUCUCGUACUUUCCCCACACGAGUCUCAUGAGGGGGGGAACUCCACCGUCACCAGAGGCGACAAAGAAAAAAAAGCAAGCCGAGUGUGGUUCCUUUUUCUUUUUCACCCUUAAUAUUUAAAGCCAAACAGAUCUUUAGUGAUUUGUGUGUAACAGUCUUUCUGUUUUUUUUUUUUUAAACCGGUUCUACAAGGAGGUGGUAAGAGAUCUGAAUAUUAAAUUUGAAUCAAUAAAGCAGUUCCAAAUGCAUUCCCUU
Messenger RNA from Myodes glareolus (Bank vole), 1693 nucleotides. It is a transcript of the gene Ppm1n, whose product is annotated as protein phosphatase, Mg2+/Mn2+ dependent 1N (putative). Gene Ontology annotation, biological process: protein dephosphorylation. Lineage: Eukaryota; Metazoa; Chordata; Mammalia; Rodentia; Cricetidae. Gene Ontology annotation, molecular function: protein serine/threonine phosphatase activity; manganese ion binding; magnesium ion binding. The record is from RefSeq and is a predicted model, not a curated record.